AUGAUCCAACGGCACAACAAAGCACCCACUGGCACCUACCCUACUCUGGACACACGAUCAAGUCAUGUACAAAUGGACAUCGUCGGCCCCUUGCCUCUGUUCAGUGGCUGUUGCUAUCUCUUUUCCUUCGUGGGUCGAUCCACGCUGUGGCCGGCAGCUAUUCGCUUGCCUGAUGUCGCUGCUCCAACGGUCGUCAAGGCUUUCCUCAGUCGUUGGGUUGGCAUUUUCAGUGCUUCCUCCACUAUCACGACUGACUGUGGUGCCCAGCUAGAGUCUAACUUAUUUCAGUCUCUCCUCUCCUUUUUAGGCUGUACCCGCAGCCGGACGACAGUUUAUCAGCCAGCUACUAACGGGAUGGUCGAGCGACUUCAUCGCCAGCUGAAGGCCUCCCUAGAAGCCGCGACCGAUUCGGAGAACUGGACGGACCACAUUCCCCUGGUCCUCUUGGGUAUCCGUCCCGCUCUCAAGCCGGACCUUGACGGUUACGCAGCUGAUCUGGUGUUCGACGCCACCGUUCGACUGCCUGGUGAGAUGAUCUUGCCAACCCUACGAGGUGCAGUUGAGGAUCUUACCAACCUCCUGCAUUGCCUUCGGCAGUUCCUGCGGACACUUCCCCGCUUCCGCCCAGGCCAUCAGUUUCCGAGUCGGUAUGUAGGUUUGCAGCACUUUGCUCUAUUUAUUUUGAUCGCAUCGUUUAAUUUCGUCAUUAUGGAUGAGCAUACGUGUGGACACUGGUGCACCAUUGCUCAUUAUCUGAACAGUAACCUUGGAAAUGUCAGAUGGGGCCAAUAUGCGAUGAUUAGCAUGCAGUAGAAUGUAGGCAUUUUGAAAUGAAAAUGCAACGACUGCGGAAGAUGUCCGUAUACGUCCUCAUAUAUCAUUUCCUCAUCAUCUGCGUUUGCAACUUCACCUAAAAAUUUUUUUAUCAGUUUGUUUUAUGUUUCCCAAUGUUCGUAACACGAAGUUAAUACUUCGUGUUGGCUCAUUUUUCCCAGUCCGCGCAACGAUGUGUAUAUGGGGAUCUGUGCUUGUGGAGAAUCUAAAACUUUGCCGUAUUGGUUUAGAACCCAAAUCUCAAACAUCGAAGGAUGACGUAAGCUUUAAAUUAUUCGAUACGUUGUAUGCUUAGCGUGUGAAAUUAUGAAACAUUUAUUUUUGUUUGAUGAUCAGUUGGUUUUGUAUUUCAUAAUUUUCCAAAUACGAAGUUGAUUCUUCAUGCUGCUUCAUUUUCCCCAGUCCGCUCAACGAUGUUUAUCGACGUGUAGUGCAAUGUGGUUAACUCGAUUUAUGCCUUUUCCACAUAAUGGCUACAUAUUCGGAUCUCUUCUUCAGAAUAAUCUAGAAAUAUGCCCUUAUUGGCUUAUAACCCAAAUCUCAUAAAUCAAAGGAUGGCGUAAAUUUCGGAGUAUUCGAUUGGUUUUGUGCUUCGCGUGUGUUAUUUUGUGAAGUUUACUAUUUCUUGGCUCGUCAUGGAAAAUGAUGCAAGGCAAGUGGUCAUAACAUGAAUAGGCGAGGAAUGUAACAGAUUUACAAGCAACCGUGAGUAAACAAUGCACCCAUGAACGACCUAUGCAGUUUAAUUGACAAAAAAUUUUGAAAAUUUUGCUUUCUGCAGGAGGUAACAUAUUAUGAAUUAGUCUGAAUAAAAUAAAUGAAUAUUGGCAAACGCAGUGAUAUGUUGACUUGAAAAAUCUUAAAUUCACUGUUAACACCCACGGCCCACAAAUUGCGCCAGAAAAGAAGAAGACGAAAUCUAAAGGAACCGCAUAACUGAAUUCCGGUUUCCUUUGAGUAAAAAUGGUCUUCUCAAAAUUGAUGUUUCGAGCUCCUGAAAGUGCAAUGGGAUGAUCGGAGACUGCAUGAUAAAAUCAGAAUCAUACUAUUGUCAACUGCAACAGUGAGGCAAGGGACCUUCUGCGGAAAAUAGAUAAGAAGUUAAAUGUUCCGAUAACCUCGACUGCCGAGUCUUGCUUAUAUGUCAGCAUCCACAAACAGCAGAUUCUGCAUAUUUAAGUAAAGCCUAUUUCCCGUUUGCCUGUAACGUGCUGACAUCUUGAGGUGGCGAAGAAGUGUGACUCACGAUUUUGCCGUAGGUGCAGUCGAGGCAAUGACGUAGUCUGCUCUUAAAGGGUAUCGUAAGACGCGCUAACACACCAGAUUCGACCAGCGGGGCUUGUUCCUAGCACAAGAUCUAGCUGCUAGCAGGCACUGACAACCCUUGCAGCGAUAUAUUUCAUUUCCCUUACUUCGCAUCUGCCCUUAGUCACGGAGUGACCACACAGCGUAUAUAUGCGAUAGAUGUAUUCAAUUUGUUACAAGCUGACCCCAUUAUGGUAGUAGAGUUGAAUGUGGACGCCAUGGCUUAUGCGUAUCGUUAAAGUGCGACUCAUGCAUUCUGUCCUAGUCGUAGUAUGUGCACACAGUCUAUCGUUAUAUGCGCUCACGCUGUCACUACCACCCAGUUCCACACAUUUAGUUUUUAAAAAUAUCUAUCGACCUGCGGCAAAUUGAGGGCCCUCAUUUAAAGUUUUUGGCAUCGUAUUGCAAAUGCUACAUCCGUCAGCCCGCUUAGCCCCGCACCCAUUUGAGAUUGUGCAGCAGAACUCUUUCAUGAGCUGUAUUAUGAGAAUGCCACAUCCGCAAUUAGCUUUUCACCUCCAUUGACGGUAUGACAGAAUUUUGUUCGCAGAAACUGCGUAAAAGUCGAUCCAACAGACCACAUUUCGAACAUAUCCCGAUCGAGAAAUUUUAGCAAUGAGCAAGCAUCAGUGCGCGGAAAUCAUGAUGGCUUCAGUUGACGUCAAAUCAUCUUUUUCAUUCAGCAUGUCGCUGUGUAACCUACAAAAAUGCGAAUUCCAAUCGGUACACGGGGAUUUUCAUGAGCAUAUUAAUAUAAUGAGCAUUGUCAGACCAACUGUUGUACUCGCUAAUGUGAUAGAGAGAGAGUCGAAUACCCAAAGCCCAAUACUUUCAUAUGCAUUUUAGUGUUUGUGUCAACUACGCUGAUAACAGCAACAAGAUUUAGCAUUAUAUUCCAUAUAACAGUCAUUGCUCAGAUUGUCCUCUUGACUGUCACUGGGGGGGUUUGUUUUCGUUCUGUCAUCUAGCAGUAAAACCCGGCGUCUGCCUAUGUAAUAAUUUUUGCAGGAAAGUCAGCUGUGACGUCUUGGCUGACAGGGUCUAUUCAAGUUUUAAAAGACGCUAUCAUUGACGAAUACAAGGAGCCUUCAUAAGUACUACUCUUAUGUCACAUAGAACAAAGGGAUCUCAUGGGGCAAUUAGGAUAGUACCAUCUGUUCUUUAGGCAGUUUGCUUGGAAGCAUGUGAAUAUUUUCGAGUAGGCUUAGGUCUUAAACGAUCCAGGCAUUUGACGGGAAAUGCAAACUGUGGCAGCAGCAAAGCAGUUUUCGUUAUUAAAUAUUGGACUGAUAUCUCGGACUCUAGUUAUUAUGUGUGUCAACCAUCUGUAGUGUUAUGCCAUUUAUGCGGCGAAAAUCGCUGUUACGUGGUGGGGUUCCAUCGAAACUACCGCCACCCUCCCAAUGAUUCGGACAAUUUGAGCUUUUGAUUCCACGUCACGAUAUUAUUCCCAAUGCCUGUUCGGCUGAUUUUGCCCCAUUAAAGUCGAUAUAGAAUGUGAAACAUUCAUCGUCAACAUGCCUUUGCGAGCGAUCGCUGUGGCAAAAAACGGUCUCCAUCCUUGUGUACUUCUCUCUUUGAGACGUUAUGUCGCCUCUCCGACCCGUCUGAUGAAACUCUAUAAAUUGUGACCUGGGUUGUGAUUAUUUCUAGUCUGUAUACAGUGAAUGAUCGAUCUCACGAAAUGUUGCCUGAAAAUUCUGAAAUGCGUUUUCGAUUUGGCAAGGAUUACUUGGUACCGGUUGUAAUAAUGAUUAGCUCGCGGUAUAAUUCCAUGAUAUUGCUGACUCGGCAGGAUGUCGACUUUUAAAUGCACUUCCUUUCAAUCUCCUAUAGAAAUCGUAUUCGGUAAAAAUGACUACUUAUAGCAUGCAUUUUCCCAUUAAUUUUCAAUGGCCUUGGUAAUUCAAAUAUAUCUUACAGAAACUGUAAACAAAAAUAUGCCUUCUUUCAGUCGUUUGAUAGAGAAUCACGUCCUCUUUAUAUUUUCUACUUAAGGAAGAAUUACCAUUAGGUUUUAAAAAUGUUUCUAAUAAGCAUAUUUUUUAAAGCCGCUCAAUGUCCAUUUAAAUAUCAUCGUACAUGGCCGAUAAUGCAUCUCAUCAUGAAAUGUAAAACAUAGUCCGCAUCCAUUGCAAACUGUUAGGGACUUUGAAUGAUAUCUUUUUAAUGGCAUGGAAAAACAGGGGAUUUUAGUUACGCGGAUAGCAUGCAUCCUGUACACAGAAAUUACCAGGCCCUAGUGUAGUGAAGGAUCAGGCUGGAAAUAUUUCGGCAAUUAGAAGCUUUUAAAACCUAGAUAUAAUACUUCCUUGAGUAUGCAAUAUAAAGAAAACGUGAUUCUCUAUUAAUUGACAGAAAUACGCCUAUUUAUCUUUUCAGUCGUUUGAUAGGGCGAGAGCUUUCAAAUGUGCUAUUCGGUGAUUAUUAUGACAGCAACAGACGGGAGUUUUGUUAGUUGCAUGUCAUACACCAUUUGGAUGAUUUUCUCACUGCCAAAGGCAAACGUUCGACAUCCUUUACUUUGUAUGUCAACAGGAUGCCCGGAGAGAGGCUAUUAAGCAGGCGCAGACAGUCUGAUUUUCUAAACCCCACCCCUCAGAAAUAAAAAUCGCGUUAUCUACGCGUCGUCGUCAAAACGCAGGUUCGUGUUGGUGAAAAGAACCUUUUAUUACUUUCGAAGGAAUAAUUUUGAAACUAGACUGUAUAAUGGAGUAUCUGUGACCUCCUUGCAUUGUCCCCCCCUUAAAUUGGAAAGCGGAUUUUUGGAUGUAUGUGAAGUAUCUGCUUUAAUUCUCCGUUUAGAGUUUUCGCCGGCGAUUAGCUAAUGCGAUCGCUGGGUUUUUGGAUUUUGUUCAGUGCAUAGAGCGGAUAUCGUUUUCCGUUGGUUGCGUAUGUCCCCAUUUGUCUCGCAAUAUUAUACUACAGCUCCCCUCUUGUCAUUUGUUGCUUACAUGCAGCCAUGGUGCGGUCCACUAUUCAACUAACAAAGAAUGCCGUCUCUACACUCUGACACGGUGCACAGCCGGCUUUUGAAGAAGGAGACAUGAUUGCUAGGGCAAAAGUUUUAUUGACCUGACGUUUCGGAUUCCUGCUCGAACCCAUCAUCAGAGACAAAAACAUAUACGUGUUGGACAACCUUUAUUGUUUUGGAAGUGCGCACACAAAGGCUCUGUAGGCAGUCGCCGCGAGCUCGCACCAAGCCAGUUGUUGUCUGUGUCCGCCUUCGAGGUGCUGAGACCCAGCGCGUGUGUGCGUCUUUCGCUGUCUCCGCGUCCGCCAGCCAAUCAGAGGGGGAACAGCGUUGAUUGGCCUGGAGAACUCGCGAGGAGUCUCGCGCGUCCAAUCAGCGUAUCAACAAGGAGUGUGAAGCGGACAGGAAGGCAGCGUGGGCAAGGAGGCGCUAACUGCCAUACGUACACUGAGUGACCGAUCUCAGGAAAUGUUGGCUGAAAUUAUAAAUGGGUUUUCGAGUAGGAAGGAUUACUUAGGCGCGGUUUUAAUAAGGAUUACCCCGCUGUAUAAUCCAAUAAUAUUUCUAACCUGGCAGGAUGUUGGCUUUUGAAUACAUUGCUUACCAAUCUCCUAUAGAACGCGUUCUCGGUAAGAUAUGACUACUUAUGUAGCAUGCAUUUUUCCAUUGAAUUUCGAUUGUCUUGCAGAUUCAAAUAUAUUUUAGGGAAACCACGAACUAAAGUAUACUUCCUUUCAUUCGUCUGAUAGAGAAUCACGUAAUCUCCAUACUUCAUACUUGAAGAGGGAGUAUAAUUACGUUUUAGAAAUUAUUUUCUUCUUUCCGAAUAAUUUGGAGCCUGAUCAGUCAUUGCAUUAGCGCUUAGUAAUUUAAGCCUACAAGGUGCAAGCGUUAUGCGAAAAGAAAAUCGCAUAUUCCGUCAACAAAGUGAAUUUACGAACGUACAACAGACUGCAGAAUUACUUGACGGCAAAAACGAGGGCUAUAACGUUUUCGUUAUUUGCCCAUAAUAUUACUCCGAAGGAGUAGGCUUGAGAGUUGCAUGCAUGAUUGCCGUUUCAGACCCCUAAGGAAAGACAUGUGACAGGGCGACACAAACUCCCUGGUUAGGAGCGAUUCCAGCAACAACAACAACCGGCAGCUUCGGGUCGUAGCUGUGGUAGGAAGGUAGGCAUUAGCUGAUCAGGCCAAGGAACGUUAGAAGUUGUGACACAUUUUUGGGCGCAGACAUCCGUUAGAUGGCCCGAAUGUUCUCAGGAUCUGUAUGGCGACCAGUGACGUCAAAACGAAUCCGAGUUACUUGAUGGAGUCGAAGAAGAAUUGAAAAUUGUCGGACGUCAAGCGGAAGCCAUAUUGAUGCACGCCUUCUUCACGAGUAUUUUCCUCAAAUACUGUAACAAUUUUUAGAAGUAUAAUUUGCAUGAUCACGCACAAACAGUUGAUGCCACUAUUCUGAUAUUUGUAUUUUCCCCUUUUUCAGACCCUUUGAAUUCAUACCUAUGUGA
Molecule: messenger RNA, 6618 nt
Organism: Spirometra erinaceieuropaei
Lineage: Eukaryota; Metazoa; Platyhelminthes; Cestoda; Diphyllobothriidea; Diphyllobothriidae
Source: the annotation of a GenBank genome assembly